GCGCACGCCGACAGCCGCGACGUGCUGACGCCGGAGGAGAUGGUGCAGCUGCGUCAAGAGUUUGUGGAGGAGCUCGCGAACCCUGCUUUGGCCAAGGAGAGAAAAGUUGCAAAGGCAAAGGCUAGGCACCACGCGGGGUGGAAACCUCCGGAGGCGCCGCAAUCUCAGGAGGAGUACCGCUUUGAUUUCGGGAAACAUUCUGGUUCCACCUUGAGGAGUGUGCUUCAGGAGGACCCUGGCUACCUUGAUCGGUUGAUGAGUUGGAGGAACAACAUCCUGGACCAGAAGCUGACAUUGAGGUGUGCUCUUGAGAAGGAGGGCCUCCUCGAGGGGCUCCUGGCGAAGAGGCCCCAGCUGAUGGUCGAGAGAGCGCGGGGGAUGAUCGCGAAGGCGGCGGAGGACAAGGACAAGCCCCUGCAUCCGGAAAUCGCCAAGUUGCGGGUCGCGCAGCACAUCGAGGCCACCGAAAUCUUGGCCAUGCAUUCCAGCGAGACUGCCGUGGCGGCGCUUGCAGCGCCCCCGCGGGACCAGCAGCAGAAGAGAAAACGAGUGUCGGCAGCCAGGUACCUUCUCCCGCACUGUUCCAGAUGUGGGAGCGUGGAGCACAAGCGGCCGCAGUGCCCGAACAAAUCGCUGCAGGGCGAGGUCGUGGAGGACUGCCGCAGCCAGGCCGUCGUGGAUUACAUGCGGAACCGCCGAUCUGCUGCACUUGUCGCCAGGCUGAAGUACACGCAAAUAUCUAUCAGAACGCGGGAGUACGAAGAGAGGGCGAAGAAGAUGGCGAGGGCCCCGAUUGACACGGACUUUGUGCAAAUGGCACGGUGGUCCCCAGAAGAGUUCGUCCACUACCUCGUGUCCGCUGGCAUUUUGCACGACUUGAAAGGGACGCCGUGCCCGCGAGGGAAGUGCCAAUCCUCCAAGAAGUCGAGCUUCCUCGAGGGCGCCGAGAAGGAGCUGGGCCAAUUGCGAUGCAAUGCUGAAAAGGGGCAGGAUAUUAUCAUUGAGACUGCGUGGCACGCGUGUGGCGUGUGCCGCGUGCACCAAUCCGUGGCUCUGCACAAUCCGUUGUUCUCUGGCCUGCUUGGGAAGGGCAGCAAGGGCGUGUCGAUGUGCGUGAUGGCGUGGUGGCUAGCCGCUGAAGGGGUCCCUGAGUCGGUGGCAGUGCGGCAGCUCAAUAUCCAUGAGGGCGUCGUGCAAGGGGAGAGGGGCGACGCCUGCCGCCCCGCGCGGGCGCGGUGGAUUCAGUGGGGCACCGGCUCUUCUCGAACGGUCGAGGUGGAGGUCGAUGCCACGGUCAUUUGCAAGUGGAAAGCCGAGGAGAACGCCGAGCUGACGCAUUCAUAUUACUGUUUCAUUGGCAUUCGCCAGCGAGGUAGCACGUCCCACUUCGCCAUGAUGCCGCUGGGCGGCCGCGUGGCCCCCGAAUCGUCCGAGGCGUAUCACGCUUUCUGCAAGGAGAUCCUUGGCGACCGCAAGUACAAUCUGCUGCUCAUGACAGACGGCGCGGGCUGCUACAAGUGCCGCUGCUCGGAUUGCGUCGUGCGGUUCGAGGAGCACCACAGCGUGAACCACUCCAGGAAGCCGAAGGCCGAGUUUUCCCGGCCCAUCCCCGCGGUCGUCGCCGACGUCGACACGGGCCACACGAGGGGAUCUAUGGCUGGCACGAUGACGAUCGACAAAGAAUGGGAUCUUCUCAAGGAGCCUUUGCCACGGAACCUGACUGCCCGCACUGUGGAGGACGUCGAUAGGACGGACGGCUACGUGAGGUCUCAGCAAUGGCGGCGCUUGGUCGGCAACGACGAUCGAUGGUCGGCUUUUCUCGACGCAGCCAGGGAGUGGGCGAAAUGCGCCGAUUCCAGAGCGAAGCUCAAGCUGGGUCUGGCAACGGGGAAAGCGGGCAAGUUGGCUCUGGCAGCGGGGAAGCGCUUGGCCGCCGAAGCCAACCCAGCAGAUCCCUGGCACGCGGGCGCCCUGUGGGGCGAUCGGUAUCUUGAGCGCCAGGGCAGCGCUCCCGUGUGCGGCCGGCAUGCCUUGAACAAUUUGUUGGGGGCGCCGCAGUUCUCGGACGGCGACUUGGAGGCAUUCACGAGCAGCGACGACAUGUUGGGGGCGCUGGUGAACCAUAACAACGUCCAUUGGUCGGCUAUCCAGGCAUCCGAUGGCGUUCCCAUCGUGACCAAUUCAUACCAGGAGUGA
This is a messenger RNA of Prorocentrum cordatum, 2196 nucleotides long. NCBI's taxonomy places the organism in Eukaryota, Dinophyceae, Prorocentrales, Prorocentraceae. The record is from the annotation of a GenBank genome assembly.